Sorghum bicolor (sorghum) is the source of this 936-nucleotide messenger RNA. RefSeq lists its product as uncharacterized. Lineage: Eukaryota; Viridiplantae; Streptophyta; Magnoliopsida; Poales; Poaceae. The coding region runs from base 250 to 720 and encodes 156 amino acids. The record is from RefSeq and is a predicted model, not a curated record. The transcript has a single exon.
AUUGUUAAAAGCGUAAUUAGCAAAUUUAAACCUGCAGCAUUAGUGCACAAUUGUAAUGCUGACCGGUGUCUGCCCCUUAUAAUUUCAUAAUUUAUCAAGUCGGGUGCCAAACGGUCCACCAAACCACUGCCAACUGGGCGUCAGCUUCCCCUUUUAAUAGUAGCCUUCCGAUUCUCGCCCCCACAGUAAUCCAAAAAGGCCAUCGAUCACUCCAUUGCACUUGCUCCCGAUCGGCCCAGCCUUCACGCCAUGUUCAGUGCCAUGUCCGCCCUCCUCGCCUCCCUGGCCCGGCGGCUGGUGCCCCUUCGCCGCAGGAAGAGCAUCACGUCCUCCGCGGCUUUCGUCGCCAGACGACGUCCGUUCUUCCCGUGCGGCGGUGGAGGCCACCGCGACGUCGUCGGCGACAGCGCCUUCGUCGUCGUCGUCGUCAAGCGCAGCAAGACGCUGAGGAAGAAGGUGAAGCCCAGAACCAGAAGGGUGGGGGAGCGGAAUAAGCGCGGGCGAGGAGGCGACGACGACGACGACCUCCUUGACGGCGACGACGCGUGCGUGUGGCGGCGGACGAUCCUCCUGGGGCGUAGGUGCCAGCCACUGGAGUUCACGGGGGCCAUUCACUACGACUGCGAGGGCCAGCGGCUGUGGCAGCCCCGCACACCGCCGCCGCCGCCGCUCCUGAGCCCCGUCCAUCCUUCCGAGCUCGGCUACAUGGAUCGUGCAUAAGACGAUCUGCACUGCACAGCAGCCUGCACGAAAUACGCUAGCUUAUGGAUGGAUGAGGAUGACACGGUUUUCCUUUGGUGACUUCACUGCUUCCUCUCGUCUCUAGCUAGACUGUAUCGUGACGUGUGAUCGAAAUCUGUUGUCUUGUCGAACUGAGUGAUUAAUGAGUAUGGUCUUGUGGAACUGAGUGAUUAAUGAGUAUAUUAUAUUGUUUCA